AUGCGCACCAUACUGCUGCCCGUCGGCCCACCUGGAGCUGGAAAGUCGACGCUCUGCAAUGGCUUACAGCAAUUCAUGCGAGCAGUGGCACGACCAUGUUCGGUAGGCAACAUAGACCCAGCAAACGAGAACAUCCCAUACGAAGCUGCAUUUGACGUACGGGAACUGGUCGAUGUCGAGGAAGUCAUGGAGCGGGAAGAACUUGGUCCGAAUGGGGGCGUGCUAUGGGCUAUGGAGGAGGUAGAAGCCAACCUCGAGUGGCUGGAGAAGAGACUAGAGGAGUGUGAAGAGACGAUUAUCCUAGAUCCUCCAGGCCAGCCAGAACUCACUACACAUCACACAGCACUACCAAGAAUACUGCAACGGCUUGAGAAGAUUGGCUACCGAAUUGUCGUGAUACAACUCCUGGACUCAGUAGUCCUCACCCGCCCAUCGCUCUACCUAUCAAGCUUGAUCCUCUGCCUCCGAGGAAUGCUACACCUCCCCUAUCCAAUCGUCAACGUCUUCACCAAGAUUGACAACCUCAAGUCCGUCGGCGGCGCAGACCUGCCCUUCAACUUAGACUUCUACACCGAAGUCCAAGACCUCCAUCACCUACUACCCGCACUAUCUGCCGAACUUCAAGGCACCCCAACCAAGUCCAGCGACAAGUGGGACAAACUCAACGCUGCCUUGAUCGAACUCAUCGAAGACCACGGCCUUGUCGGCUUCGAGACCUUAGCUGUCGAAGACCGCCAGUCGAUGGCCAGCCUGUUGCGAGCCAUCGAUCGCGCUAGCGGCUAUGUCUUCGCUGGAGCCAGAGGCACAGACGAAAGUGGCAGGACUCUCGACAAUGAGGCUUCGAUCUGGGCGCAGGCCAUGUCUGAGAGUUAUGGUAAGAUGGAGGUCAGGGAUGUGCAGGAGAGGUGGAUUGAUAGGAAGAACGAGUACGAUGAGGAGGAGAGGAAGCGCUGGGAAGAGGAGGCGAGGUCAGCUGGCGCGUUACCUGAGGAACCUGCUGCGACUUUGAAGCGACAGGGGAAUGGUGAGGAUGUGGAGAUGGAUGAUGAGGAUGAGAUGUUGGCUGAGCAGCGGAAGUGGGAGGAAGAGCAGAAAAGGAAAGGCGAAGCGGCGACUGGGGGGACGAAAGUGCUAAGGAAGUAG
Molecule: messenger RNA, 1143 nt
Organism: Fulvia fulva
Lineage: Eukaryota; Fungi; Ascomycota; Dothideomycetes; Mycosphaerellales; Mycosphaerellaceae
Product: GPN-loop GTPase 2
Exons: 3
Coding region: 1-1143 (380 amino acids)
Cellular component (GO): cytoplasm
Molecular function (GO): GTPase activity
Source: RefSeq, a predicted model, not a curated record